AUGGAUGCCAUGAGUUGUAAUGUCUGUGGAAAUAGAUUAGUUAUUAAGGGUAUUUCACUUGUUUGCACUGGAUGUGGAAAUGCUACUGUAUGAAAAUAUCACUAAUAAUUAGAGAAGUAAUCAUAUAUUCUCAACUGAAUAAGAAUACUAAAAAUCUGUGCUUAAAAGAACUACAUCACAUAUUAAACAAAGAAAAGAUAGAAAUAUUUAAUUCAAUUUUACAUUAUCCGAACAUAUAAAAAACAACUGGGUAUAAUAUUUAGCAGCAUUUACAAAAUUUAUCAAUAAUAUUGCAAAAUAAUUAAAUUUAGAUAUUAAACCUCUUUAUUCUAGAUAUUUAUUUCAUCAUAUCAAUCAACCUGUCACUUCUAAUUGGACUAUUGCAAGAAAAGGACAUUAAGCAUUUUCAGAUAACAGAAUUGUCAAUUCUAAAUAUACAUUUAAUACAUCUAAUACAGAUUCAACAUUUAAUAUUAAAGUAGAAGAUGACUUUGAUCAUGAUUUUGAAAAAUAAUUAUAUAAAAAUUUUAUCUAGGACUAAUAAAAUUAAAGCUCAGUAUUAGAAAUUCAUUAAAUUAAAAAAAAAAUAUCCAAACCUAAAAUUCCCUUCUAUUAAAAAAGAUUCAUUAAACUUCAAUUAAAGUAGGGAAACAAUCUAAAUUCAGUUAAUUAAAAAAGAAAAUAAUCUGUUCAUAGAAAAGGAUCUCAAAUUCUAGAUAUUCCUGUUAAUUAGGACAAAACUACUUUUAUUAAUGGAAUUCUUACUUCAACCAAUCUCACAAAUACAAUUUAUUAUGCUUUGAUAGAAAUUUAUUUUGAAAAAUUUUACACAAUAUCAAAAAACGAUUUAAAAUCUUCAAUCAAGAAAAUUAAAAAUAUCAAAUCAAAUUAAGAUAAUUGUUCUUAAAUGCUUUUAAUUAAAUCAAUAAGUUAAGAUUUAUUUAAAGAAAUGUCUCCUUUUUUAUAAAAGGAAUUCAUCUUAGUUUAAGAUAUCUUAAUUUAUAUGUUGGGAUCUCAAAGUUCUUUUUUUGAAAUGUCUGAUUAAUGGAAUAAUGUAGAAUUUAGGAAUAUUAACAAGAAUCUAAAGAAAAGAAAUGUUAAUUUUAUCUCAAGAAAAAUAAAAUAUAUUUCAUAGUUUUUACAAUCAUUUUAAUAAAAAGAGAUAAACACUUAAGAAACUGAUAUUACAAUAAAAAUAAACAAUAAAUUAUUCUAAAAAAAAAAAAAAAAUUUGAUUCCUCUAGAUUUUACUUUUGGUUUAAUUUUAAUCUAUUCUACAAAUUUGACCUAAGGAAAUAAAUUAUUUCCAAGUAAACUAAUUUAAUUGAUUAAACAAAAAAAAAUAAAUUAUUUAGAAGGUUUUUCACAUUUAAUGAAGGACACAACAAACUAAUAUUUAACAAUCCCACAACAUAUACCUAAAGCUAGCUUUAUUAGAAAUAAUGCAGUAAAACUAUUGAAAUAAUUCUCUAUUGAAUAUUAGGAAUAUAGUAAGGAAUAGUUUUUAGAGAUGUUUAAAAGUAUAUGUAUUGAUUUAAAAAUAUCAUAAUAAAUAUACAAUAUUGCUAUGUCAUUUGAAUAAAAAUACUUUUAAAAUUUGAAAAUCCAUAAUAGUGAAUAUGAUAUCUAUUCUUGUAGUCUAAUAUUACUUGCAUUUAAAUAUUACAUUUAUAUUGAUAAAUAAAAUGCAAUAAAUGAUUUAUGCUUGAUUAGUGAGCAUUGUAAAAACAUAUAACCAUAUGAUUAUAAAGAUUUAGAGGAUUGUAGCUUAGAAGAUUUAAAAUAAAAAGUGAGUGCUUUUUAAAACUUAGAGUAAUUUUAUGGUGAUAGAGAUAUAAAUAUGAAACUAAAUGAAAAAUUAUAAUAAUUAGAUAAUUAUUAUGAAUAGCAAAUAAUCUAAGAGUAUUAAAAACAACUUUAAACUGUUGAUAUAGUAAAUGAAGUAAGAAUAAAAAUCAUUCAUGAAGACUGGGACUUUUACAAAACUGGUGAUUUUGAAUUUGAAUCUCCUGAGGUAAGAUUUUUAGAAAUGAAAUUAAGUAAGUACAUUGAAGAUGAUGAUAAUUCUAUAAUAAAUUUUCUUCAUGAAUUAGAAAGACUGUUAUUGUGA
Messenger RNA from Paramecium sonneborni, 2110 nucleotides. Lineage: Eukaryota; Ciliophora; Oligohymenophorea; Peniculida; Parameciidae. The record is from the annotation of a GenBank genome assembly.